GGCCCAAAGAGACGCGGGUAGAGCGGAGUGAGGACACAGCGUAGAGAGAAGCCGAAGAAGCAGCAUUCAUGACAAACUGCGCGCUUGGAGAAAACGAGAUGCUCUUCUAGUCCAUGCGCUUUUAGCUCCGUGCCAAACCACUAUUUCCACUUACCGGGACGCGCCACUUUUGGGAACAAUACUUCGGACCGAUACCACAACUCUUACCAAACUUUAGCGGAUUAAUUUAUUCUCCUCUGACAAUGGGUUUGAGACUGUUUUACGUGAAAGCUCCGGAGAUGUUAAGGUCAUUCCUGCGUAGCCCAUCUUCACUUCUUUGUUUUGUGGGGCUGUUAUUAUUAACUGUUUCCCAGCCUGUCUGCGAGGCGUUCAACUUGGACGUGGAGAAGCCAUCUGUUUAUAGCGGACCUCAGGGGAGCUACUUCGGUUAUGCUGUUGACUUUUAUUUGGCUGAAUCGUCCAGCGCCAGUGUCGUCGUAGGAGCGCCCAAAGCGAGCACGUUGCAGGUGAACAUAAUCGAGGGAGGAGCGGUUUUCUACUGCCCGUGGAGCACCAGCCGAUCGGAUUGUCACGCCAUUGAGUUUGAUAAAGAAGGAGAUCGAAGUGUCAACAUCAAUGAUACAGACCAUCAGGUGGAUUUCAAGUCGGGGCAAUGGUUUGGGGCGACGGUGCGUUCCCAUGGCGACACAAUUUUGGCCUGUGCCCCCCUGUACUCCUGGAGGACAGAAAAGGACAUACCCCAUGCUGACCCUACAGGAACUUGCUACCUCUCAGCCCAGAACUUCACCAAAUUUGUGGAAUACGCACCUUGCCGGACAGAGAUCAAUGAUGCUGGAGGACAAGGUUACUGCCAGGGAGGAUUCAGCGCAGAUUUUACUAUGGAUGGCAAGGUGGUAUUGGGAGGACCAGGCAGCUAUUUCUGGCAAGGUCAAGUCAUUUCUGCUGCAAAAGAGAAUAUCAUCAAAGCGUAUUAUCCAGGGUAUUUCAUGCAGUCUGUGGACGGCCAGAUACAAACCAAGCAAGUCCAAAUUGAACAUGAUGACAGCUACAAAGGAUACUCUGUGGCUGUUGGAGAGUUUAGCGGUGAUGAAGUUGAAGACUUCGUUGCCGGCGUUCCAAAGGGGCUCAUGCUUUAUGGUUUGGUGUACAUUCUGAAUGGUACAAAUAUGAAGAUCAUAGCGAACUACACUGGGGAGCAAAUGGGAUCAUACUUUGGUUAUUCUGUGGCUACAACUGACAUCAACAGUGACGGGUUGGUGGACCUGUUGGUGGGGGCUCCUAUGUUCAUGGUGCGGGGGUCCGGGGGUCGACUGGAGGAGAUGGGAAGGGUCUAUGUUUACUUACAGAGCGCCCCCCUCAGACUAGAGCUUAAACUACCUCACCUCACCGGCACAGAUGUGUACGGAAGAUUUGGAAACACCAUCGCACCUUUGGGAGAUCUCAACCAGGAUGGCUUCAAUGAUGUGGCUAUCAGCUCUCCCUUUGGCGGAGACGACCACCAAGGCCUUGUUUAUAUCUAUAACGGCUUCUCUGAAGGGCUGCGUGAAAAACCGUCUCAGGUUAUCGUGGGUCAGUGGGCCACAACAAACUUUCCACCUAGUUUCGGAUUUUCCCUUCGAGGAUCUCGGGAUCUCGACAUGAACGGCUACCCUGACCUCAUCGUGGGCGCUUUCGGUGUCGAUAAGGCCGUUCUUUAUAGGUCACGCCCUAUAGUUAACACCACGGCUUCACUUACGGUUCACCCCGGGAUGAUCAAUCCAGAGGAGAAGAACUGUGUCAUCACCGACGGCAACGCUAGCAUUCCAGUUUCCUGUGUCAAUGUGAGUUUCUGCUUAUCGGCGGAUGGAAAGCACCUCCCAGAUAUCCUCGAUUUCCAGGUGGAGGUGCAGCUCGACAACCGUGACCACAAGAAGAAGGGGGCGGUGAAGAGAGCUCUGUUUCUGGAGACCCAGAUGCCCCGACUGCAGAAAAGUGUCCGAGUGCGUCACGGCCAGCGCACGUGUGACCACAAAAUGAUCUACCUAAGAGACGAGAAGGAGUUUCGAGAUAAACUUUCGCCCAUUUACGUGGCGUUCAACUACAGCCUGGACCCCACAGCGGCAGAGGACUCCCACGGACUCAGGCCCAUCCUCAACUACCACACCGCCAACGUGAUCGAGCAGAAGGCGCAGAUUCUGUUGGACUGUGGAGAAGACAACAUCUGUGUUCCUGACUUGAAGCUAGCCGUGCUCGGUGAUCGUAAGGAAGUGUACCUGGGCGAUGACAACGCGCUGACCUUGACUUUCAACGCCAGAAAUGAAGGAGAGGGUGGGGCUUAUGAGGCGGAGCUGUACGUGGUUCUGCCCCCUGAAGCUGAUUACACUGGGAUCGCUCGAAACAAUGAGAGUCGGAACCAGCUCACAUGCAGCUACGACACAGAGAACCAGACCAGAUAUCUGAGCUGUGAACUGGGAAACCCCAUGAAGUCAGGCACCAGUAUGUGGGAGGGGCUGCGUUUUACAGUGCCCAGACUAAAGGACACGCACAAGACCGUCCAGUUCGACUUACAAAUUCGCAGUAAAAAUGAGAAUAAUUCCCACAGCGAGGUGGUGACCUACAAGCUGGAGGUGGUUGUCCAGGCAGAUGUCAUUUUACAAGGUGUGUCUCGGCCUGAUAAGGUCUUUUUCCCGCCGGCCAACUGGAAAGUGACCAAAAGUUACGGCCAGGAGCAGGACAUUGGACCUGCUGUGGAGCACAUCUAUGAGCUUGUGAACAAUGGCCCGAGUCGUAUCAGCCACACACUCCUGAACCUGCACUGCCCCCUCAGUCUCUCAGGACACUCUCUGCUUUACCCUGUGGAGUUCUUCACCGAGGGCCCCAUCAACUGCACCUCUGACCACCGCAUGAACGCACAAAACCUCAAGAUCCAGCGCACAGCCACAGAAUCUCCACUCUUGGCUCUUAAAGGCAGUGACCACCGCAUCGAGAAGAGGGACGUGCACAAGAAUGAGCUCUCUCAUUUAACUAACCUGUCUUGUUCUAACGUUGAAUGCUGGACGCUUCAAUGCAACGUGGGUCUUCUGGAGCGAGGGACCACAGCCAUCCUCAAAGUGCGCUCCCGAGUGUGGGCCGAGACCUUUAUGGAGAGAGCAUAUAAGCAGUAUGUACUAGAGUGCCUGGCCCGCUACAGUGUGAAGAAGAUGCCGUAUGCGAUUUUGCCUAAACAUGCGCCAAGUGGGCAUAAAAAGGUGGUGACUCCGGUGGUAUGGAAUAAGCCUGAUAUUGAAAACUCCGUUCCUCUUUGGAUCAUUAUCUUGGCUGUUUUAGUUGGACUACUUCUGCUGGCUCUGCUCAUUUACAUCUUAUACAAGUUGGGUUUCUUCAAGCGAUCUGUUCCUUAUGGCACCGCGAUGGAGAAGGCACAGCUCAAACCACAGGCUGCGUCGGAGGCUUAAAAAGCGUUCGAUAGUUUCUAUGAGAACCACAAUACCUGGCCUUAUGAUUGCAAUGACGAAAUGGAUUGAACGAAAGCGAGUUAUAGCAGAAGACAGGAAGAAAGAAGAAGAAGAGAGACCACUGGAACUCCAUUGUGCUGCACUAAACAACAAUCCAAAGAUCUCCAAACCAAAUGAAUGUUUUUUUUUUCAUGUUAUUUAUGUUUUUAUUUGCAUUUUGGGGACUGAAAUCAAGCAGACAUUUUUUAUCAGUGUUACAAAUCGACUGCCGAGAAUUACUAAGAAGUAGUGACUGAGGAGCUGUAGUCCACUUUCUGACAAAUGUGUGGAUUUCAGAAGAAGCCUGUAACGUCCGAUUUUUGUGUGUUUUUUUUGGGACAAAUUUGAAACCACCUGUAAUUAACUUUGGUGCUUGAACUGCUGUGUCCACUGUCGAGUGAAUAGUGGACAUAAUGAGAUGGAUAUCGACCCUAUAGCGCUGUAUACCAGAGCUGUGUAUCAUUAUUACAAAAUUAUAACUUCAGGAUUGAACUAGGGGUGGGCGAUAUUCACACAAAAUGAAUGUCUCCAUUUUAUUUUGCAUAAUCUCCAUUUCCAACGAUAAUAAGACCCUAUUUAUAAGUACUGCAUUUCAUUAUUUGAGUAAAAGUACAGAUAUACCUUGUCAGCGCUGUAGCAAAUACUUCUGAUUUGAAAUAUGUGCUGCAGAUAAUCACUUUGCGGCUUCAAAAAUUAGGGAACUUCUAAAAACGAGAUACAAAUUGUGUUUUGGUCUUAAUCUGUCAAAUGAUGUAAUGCACAAAAGCAAAAAUAAGCCAGUUGUAGUUAUUAGCAGUCCCUAUCAGUUUAUACCCUUGUUUGGGAGAUUACACAAGAUGUUUCUCUCUUUAAGGCCAUUUUUAAUCUUUUUUUUAAAAAUAAAUUUUUCAACAUAUCGCCCAUCCCUAUAUCGACCCCACUUGUGCAGGGCAGUGAAACACGCCUCAGGUUGGUGGACAGAACAGGCGGAGAUGGACUCAAAGGAAUCUACUGAUGUUAGACCCAAAGACUGACUCUUUCCUUUGAUAUCCGGACUCUGGUCUGUACAAACGCUGCAGUGGCUGUUGCUAACGACAACUGGGAAGAGACUGGACCACCCCUGACCACCUGAGAACCUCAUUGAAAACAGUGGGAGCA
Periophthalmus magnuspinnatus is the source of this 4610-nucleotide messenger RNA. RefSeq names its product integrin, alpha 5 (fibronectin receptor, alpha polypeptide) (gene itga5). Gene Ontology annotation, cellular component: external side of plasma membrane; integrin complex. Gene Ontology annotation, molecular function: integrin binding. Lineage: Eukaryota; Metazoa; Chordata; Actinopteri; Gobiiformes; Gobiidae. Bases 243 to 3434 code for a protein of 1063 amino acids. The record is from RefSeq and is a predicted model, not a curated record. The transcript is spliced from 30 exons. Gene Ontology annotation, biological process: angiogenesis; cell adhesion mediated by integrin; cell-cell adhesion.